This is a messenger RNA of Magallana angulata, 1002 nucleotides long. RefSeq names its product circumsporozoite protein-like. The transcript is spliced from 5 exons. The record is from RefSeq and is a predicted model, not a curated record. Bases 163 to 747 code for a protein of 194 amino acids. Lineage: Eukaryota; Metazoa; Mollusca; Bivalvia; Ostreida; Ostreidae.
AGAGACAACCAUUGUAUCCACAUUCUGGACCAGAAUGGACAGUUUCUCCGUUACAUUGAUAACUGUGAUCUGAACAAUCCUUUUGGUUUAUGUGUGGACAACAAUGACAAUUUGUUUGUGUCAUGCACCAGCUAGUUUUGGAUUACCGUGGUAAUUAAAAAGAUGAGAAAUCUACAAUCCCUAGGCCUGUUUCUGUUGGCGGCCAUUUUGGUCGUGAACGCCCAAAACAACACAGCACCCAAAACUACUCCAGAGCCAUCAGGCGAGCCAGUGGAACCUCCUGAGCCUACAGAGGCACCUGAACUUCCGGAGGGAGCAAAUAAACCGGCUUCGGUCGGAGGAAGCAAAUCCGGGUCGCAGGCAUCCUCUACAGGAAGCAAUGUGACUGGAACUCCUGCCACCGGUGAAGAGCCUACGGAAGCACCCGAACCCACGGAACAACCGGAAUCCAACGUCAAACCGGUAGUUUCCGGCGCUAAUGCUGCUGGUGGAUCUCAGGCUGGUGCGUCAUCAGGCACAGGGGGCGCUGUAAUUCAACCAUCCGCUACCGGAAACCUAGAAACAACAGAACCCCCAGAACCGACUGAAGCUCCAGAGCCCGCUACUGGUGGAGAAGGAGUGGAAGCUGGGACCGGCGGGGCAGAAGCAGGUGGGGCAGAAGCUGGCGGGACAGAAGCUGGAACAGGUGGGACAGAAGCUGGCGGGGCAGAAGCUGGGACCGCUGGUGCGGAAGCAGGUUCCCCAUAAACAAGCAAUUAUAAUUAGGCGUGAUAAUAACAAUCAUUACGGACGUCACACAAUUAAGGCAAUUCUUCAUCGUACAAGAUUAACUGACAAAGAUACGCCCUGACAAAUAUAUUACAUUUACAUGUACAUUGUAUAUCGUUUGUCAUUUCUCAGUUCAGUGUUUUCUGUUUAUAAUUUUAUUGCAUGUGUUUUAAUUUGCAUUUGUGUCAUUGUAUAUAUUUUAUAUAAUGAAUAAAUGACACUUUAAGCUACCAA